AUGGAAAUUUUAAUCAAUAAUUCUGUUAUUGAACUUGUAAGAGGAUACCCUAAAUUACAGAAUUUGGAAAUUAGUUGGGACGGAAAUAUCACCAAUAGAUCUAUCUAUAAAAUUGCGAAAUCGUAUCAUGAUUUAAGGUAUCUAGAAAUAAGCAGAGGUUCGUACUCAGAUCUGAGAAAAUUAAAUCUCAGUGAUUGUGAUAAAGUAACUGAUAUAGAUACAGUGGUAGAAGCAGUAACACAAUCAUGUUACUUUUACAAACUUAUAACUGAUAUAACUAUCAAAGAUAUUACACAUAAUUUAUCAAAUCUAAAAUAUCUUGAUUUAAAAUAUUGUGUAAAUAUUAGCAAAGAAGCAUUAGAUAUGCUGAAUCUGAAUUUAGAUGUAGGUGAAUAUUAUACAAUUCCAUCUGCUUUAUAA
Molecule: messenger RNA, 420 nt
Organism: Diversispora eburnea
Lineage: Eukaryota; Fungi; Glomeromycota; Glomeromycetes; Diversisporales; Diversisporaceae
Source: the annotation of a GenBank genome assembly